UGGAUAAAUAAGACGGCCUAGCGCCUGAUAUCGGUUUGGAGACUUCAGUCAGACAAGUUUAAACGGUCUUCUUUGCUUUACGGACAAAAGCGCCACGAUGACUGAGGCGAUUCUGUACUUAAUUACAGCGCUAUUGUGUGUAAUAACGGUAAAUGAAGCGUGUAAGUGUGCCGUAGUACAUCCACAGACGAACUUCUGCAAUGCAGAUUUUGCCAUCCGCGCUAAAGUGUUGAGUGAGUCCCAGACUAACAAUAGCCGAGUUUACACAGUCAAGAUCUUGAAAGCCUUCAAAGGAACUAAUGAAAUUACUCGGAUCACUGCAAGUCAAGUUAAAGACGCAGGAAAACGCAAGAACAAGAAGGUGGCUCAUGUUACGACAGAACUCCAUUCGGCUGCCUGCGGAGUGAGCCUCGACCAGUCAAAAACUUAUUUGCUACUUGGUUACAUUGACGAGCAGAAGUUACGAAUCGACUCGUGCCAGUGGAAUGCGCUAUGGACAAGCGCCACUGCUCAACAACGCCGCGGGCUCAAGAAACUCUAUGGUCAAAACUGCGCAUGUCGCAUUGAAAAAUACUGCUUCAGAAGACCGACCGAGACGUGCGACGAUAUGAUUGAUGGGUGUGAUGUCCCGGAUGCUGAUCCGGCGGUACGCUUUUGCAAGAAAAAGAAUGCCUACUGUAAAAAACUGGGAGAUGAGUGCAAAUGGAUCAUUGUUAAGAAGGCUUUCCAAAAGUGCAUUUCGAGUUAUUGAGACUUGAAUGAAAUUUAACUUGUCUUCCCAAACUCGUUGUUUGCAGUACAUUUUUAAAAAAUGUUUUUCCAUUUCACUACGAUUUAAGUAAGCUAACAACGCGUGAUCUCUGUCGAUUCAAACUGAAAAUUGGAAUGUCAUUGCGCAUUAGUUACGUCACGGUUUGCGCAUCUUAAAAUGUUUAACCUAAAUUUUUCAAGUUGGUCGUUUGUAAUCCUUGUAAAUC
This is a messenger RNA of Orbicella faveolata, 977 nucleotides long. RefSeq names its product metalloproteinase inhibitor 3-like. The record is from RefSeq and is a predicted model, not a curated record. Gene Ontology annotation, biological process: negative regulation of membrane protein ectodomain proteolysis; negative regulation of endopeptidase activity. NCBI's taxonomy places the organism in Eukaryota, Metazoa, Cnidaria, Anthozoa, Scleractinia, Merulinidae. Gene Ontology annotation, cellular component: extracellular matrix. Gene Ontology annotation, molecular function: metalloendopeptidase inhibitor activity; protease binding.